Messenger RNA from Rosa chinensis, 1623 nucleotides. RefSeq lists its product as uncharacterized. The coding region runs from base 106 to 1584 and encodes 492 amino acids. Gene Ontology annotation, molecular function: acetylglucosaminyltransferase activity. NCBI's taxonomy places the organism in Eukaryota, Viridiplantae, Streptophyta, Magnoliopsida, Rosales, Rosaceae. The record is from RefSeq and is a predicted model, not a curated record. The transcript has 2 exons.
UAAAUAUCAGGAUUGGUAAACCAUCAUCUAUCUCUUCUUAGAUUUUCAUUUCCAACUCUCUUUGUCUGUCCUGGAUAUUUAGUUUCAUCGGAGUUUCGGAGAGAGAUGUCUUCUACAAGAAAAACCAUUAAUCACGACCCCUUCAAUUUCAUUUUAGUUCCUCCGACAAUCAAAGCCAUAUAUUUUUGCUCAGUGGCUUCAGUCUCUCUCAUCCUCUACUUCGGCUUAUCAAACCACCCCCACUAUUUCACCCAACACCAUAACUUAGUGCUUCCAACCAUCUUCAACCACCGCAAAAUCACCACCGUCAAUGACUCCGACAAGACAAACAUUUCCCACAUAUUGUUCGGCAUCGGAGGCUCGGUGAAGUCGUGGAACAAACGCCGUCACUACAUUGACCUAUGGUGGAAGCCUAAUGUCACCCGCGGGUUUAUCUGGCUGGACCAGAAACCCUCGCCCAACAUAACGUGGCCAGAGACCUCGCCAGAGUACAAAGUCUCAGCGGACACAUCACGGUUCAAGUACUCCUGCUGGUACGGUUCCCGCUCCGCCAUUCGAAUUGCAAGAAUUGUAAAAGAGAGUUUCGAGUUGGGCUUUGAGAAUGUAAGGUGGUUUGUCAUGGGAGACGAUGAUACGGUGUUUUUCACUGACAACUUAGUUACGGUGUUAGCGAAAUACGAUCACAAUCAGAUGUAUUACAUUGGUGGGAAUUCCGAGAGUGUGGAGCAAGAUGUGAUACACUCGUACACUGUGGCCUACGGCGGUGGUGGUUUUGCUAUAAGCUACCCAUUGGCAGCUGAGCUGGUUAGGGUUUUGGACGGGUGCAUUGAUAGGUAUGAUGCGUUUUACGGCUCAGAUCAGAAGGUCCGGGGAUGUUUGAGCGAGAUUGGGGUGCCCUUAACAAAAGAGCUAGGAUUUCACCAGGUUGACAUACGAGGGAGUCCUUACGGUUUGCUAGCGGCGCACCCGGUGGCACCACUAGUGUCACUACACCACUUGGAUUACGUGGAGCCCAUGUUUCCUGGCCUAACCCCGAUUGACUCAGUUAAGAAGUUGGUUCGUGUGUAUAAAAUGGAUCCGGGUCGGACCUUACAGCAUAGUUUUUGCUAUGACUUGAGACGGAAUUGGUCAGUUUCAGUGUCUUGGGGUUACACAGUGCAGUUGUACCCGUCGUUGGUGACGGCAAAGAACCUGGAAACAGCCUUGGAGACGUUUCAGACAUGGAGGAGUUGGGAAAUGGGUCCGUACACGUUCAAUACCCGAUCCGUGAGCCCGGAUCCAUGUAAGAGACCGCUUGUGUAUUUCUUGGAUCGGGUUGAGAGUGUUGGUGGGGAUGAGACUUUGACUAUGUACAAGAGGUACGCGGAGAAAGAAGAAAAAGAUUGUCUCCAACGCGACUACAUUGCUGCUUUGAAAGUUCAGUUUUUCAAUGUCUCAGCUUCUAAUUUCAAACCUAACUUGUGGGAGAAGGCACCACGUAGACAAUGUUGCGAGAUCAUCGAUGGCGGAGAUGGGGUUCAAAAUGUGGUACUGCUCAAGGUCAGAGGUUGCAAUCGCUUUGAGAGCGUGACUCCUCCGAUCUAAAGAAUGUAGAGAACAUCAUGACUUAUUUCAGUUGCGUAU